GACAAGAGUAGCCAAUUGAAUUGGAGUCUGGAGAGGUGGGCCUGCACAUUUUUUUCCCUCAACCAGGAAAUGCAGCUCGGAAACCGGAGAAAAUCCGCGGCUCAAAAAGUCAGCUGUUUCUGAAGAAAGCGAUAGUCACCGCGAGCCAAAAUGGCGCCUUAGCAGAGCUAGUUUCAUGAGAAACAUGAAGGCGGGUCUAAAUCCGCAUCACAGCUGAUUUGGAGCCCCCCCACCCCCAAGUUGUUUUUUUGCAGAGAGCAGCUUUGCAGACAAUCAUAGAGGGACCUCUCGUGUUUUUUUCUUUCUUUCAUGUUAAUUUUUUUAACUUGUCGCGAUUCGGUUGAACUUUUUGACAGUUUUUCUUUUGGACACCUUUAGCUUAAUUUAAAAAUGACACUUAUCUUCAGAAGAACCUACUUUUAUUGCAUUUUUUCUCGGAUAUGUUUGUGUUUUUGGUGAAUUCAGCCCAGAUCUUGGUGAAUUUUAGUGUCGUUUAUUGCCUUCCCCUGCCUUCAUCGCGUGUGUGAGUGGAGAUGUUUUCUGCGGCGGAGGAUUCGGAUUUGUUUACCUCACUAAAGGAGUCAUCCGGAGAUGCAAUCACCCCAACACUGAAGCUCAGUUUAACCACCUUAUACACCGUCCUCUACUCUUUCCUCUUUGUGUUCGUUUACCUGCAGCUCUGGCUCAUUUUGCGCUACGGACACAAGCGCUUCAGCUACCAGAGCGUGUUUUUGUUCCUGUGUUUGCUGUGGGCAGCUCUACGAACGACCCUCUUCUCUUUUUACUUUAAAAAUGUGAUGCAGGCCAACCAGCUGCAGCCUCUGGCCUACUGGCUGCUCUACUGCUGCCCUGUCUGCCUGCAGUUCUUCACCCUCUGCCUGCUCAACCUCUACUUCACACAGGUGAUGUUCAAAGCUAAAGCCAAGUAUUCACCAGAGCUCACCAGAUAUAAGGUUCCUCUUCGUCUGUUCUUCCUGUGUGUCAGCGUAUUUUUCCUGGUGGUGAAUUUAACUUGUGCAGUGCCAGUCCAAGGAGCACUGGAGGACUCUAAACCACCAAGCGAUAGCAGGGUCAGACACGCAGUGUUGGCCCGGGUUCUGAUCAACGACAGUCUGUUUGUGCUGUGUGCCAUAUCUCUGGCCGUGUGCAUCUUCAAGACCGCCAAGAUGUCGUCAGCCAAUGUUUACCUCGAGUCCAAGGGAACAUCAGUGUGCCAAGCGACCGCUGUAGUAGCCGUGGUGAUUCUUCUCUACACUUCCAGAGCCUGUUACAACCUAGUGGUGGUGGCCCUUUCACCUCAGGACAGACCCAGUCCCUUUAAUUAUGGCUGGUACAGCGUCUCUGAUCAGGCUGACGUACACGAGUUCAGCGGCGAGGCCUACAUCGUUUUUGGGAUUGUUCUGUUCUUCUGGGAGCUGCUGCCCACCAGCUUAGUGGUUAUUUUCUUCAGAGUCCAACGACCCCACCAAAACCUGACUGCAGGGGGCAUGAUCAACAGUCACAGUUUCAGCUCUAGGGCUUAUUUCUUUGACAACCCUCGGCGGUACGACAGCGACGACGAUCUAUCCCGAAGCAUCAAUAGUAGAUCUGACCGAGCAAGCACUUUUUUGUCUUGUAUGGUUUUCAGUCUCUUGUCCACCACACCCCAGCAAUCUCCAUCUAGUUGGUAUGGCUCUAUACAACGCAACGGGUCUUUAGUGGCUGGGGUGGCGUCUGCCCAGCAGCCUCCACCUUCCACAGCCCCACUUCUUUUUGCUCACGGGAACAUCCAGAACCACCAUCAUCACCACCACAACUACUACUCAACCCCGCAGAACAACUACCAACAUCAUCACAGUAACCACUAUUCCACACCACAGAAUUUCUACUGCGGGUCAUAGACGUAUUUCUGCACCCCGCAAAAUUAAGAGUGGUCAGUGGUAAAACUUUAGUAAAGAUAACUUCUAAUGAAUAUUUUGUUUUAGCAUCAAAACUUUUAAAUGAUCUUAGAUAAUGUCUCCCAACACAAAUGGAACACCAACUUUUCAAAGAGAUAGCGGAAUAGUCAACUCAAAAGUUGGAGUACCAAGGCUUUUUGAGGAUGUCAACAUCUUUGAGUGGCUUUUAACAACCACAGUGGCUGUGAAGCCUGAUAAGACACUUUUUUUCUGAUGGACGCUUAAGUCAGAUCACCAUAUAAGUGAUUGGAAUCAAAAGUGACCAGAUAACCAUCAUUCCAAUUUUAAAUGUCAAGGAUCUGCUCAAACAGGUAGCAGUUAUCAACUUACCUUGGCUAAACGUGAAACAGUCAGUCCAUAUUUCAGGAUUUUGUCACAUUCUUGUUUGUGUGACUGGCUUUAGUUUAAACAUUUGACAAAAGUCAUUUUAACAGACACUGAAGGGUUAUGUAGGCUAGCUAAAGCAUGCUGGCUAAUUAGCCAAAACUUUAUGCCAUAUCAUCUACAUCUGUAGUUUCGGAAGACAGGAAUUAGCUAGUGCUAAUUUGCCAAUGGCUACUAAAACAGGGAGUUCAUUUAGCAGCAACGGCUAGCAGUUAGCAUAACAAAAAUUAUCUUUAAAUAAACAAAACUCAAAACCUCAGUAAAAUGAUAAAGAAAAUGAUCACAGACUAGCUAACAUUGUUUAGUUGACGUUAUUAUUAAUCUGGGGUGUCAAAAGUUUGAAAUUCAGUUAGUGAACUGCCUGCUAACUCAGUUUUUACAUGACUAACGGGUUCAGUUUCACAAAUAUAACCCUAAAGUUAUUUAAAGUUCACUGUUCCGAACAAUUUCUAUGCUGAGUGAACUGUUAGCAGCCCAGAAAAUAAUUUAAAGUUUUCAUCGAUACUACUGAGACGGAACAGAAGUAUAUGAUGGAUUUAAUAUCGCCAUAAAUAAGUCUGGGAUUUUUUUCUGUGUGAAUUAUUUAGUGAAAACACAAUGCUGGUAUCAAAAAUCAUGAACCUUUUGAAUGUUUGGUUUGAAAUAUGCAGUUUGUUACUUUUGGGGGGAAAAUGCAAGUCUAAAAUUAAUCUGCGAGCUGUUUAAUUCCACAUUGAGAAGGUGUAUCUGUGACCAAAAACGUCAUAUAAUCAGAUUUUUUGUGAGCUACGAGGCAGAAAUUUGCACUUAAAUGAAGUUUAACUUCAGAGAAAAAAGGCUUUGGGGCUUGAAUGUAGAUUUUUCUUCUCAUGCUUUGUAUUUUCUCCAGUAAUUAUCUGUAAUCUGUGCUGUUUUAACCAGUGAGAAUGGAAAUAUCAAUGUGCCAUCACAUUUUGUCAUGCCUACUAGUUGCAUUCCUUAAAAGAAAAUAUUUUUGCACAGGAAAUUGAUCAGAUGAUCUAUGUUCGUAAUCGUUUCUCCAUGCCAAUCAGUUUCUAGUGUGUGUGUGUGUGUGUGUGUGUGUGUGUGUGUGUGUGUGUGUGUGUGUGUGUGUGUGUGGUGGGUGGGUGGGUGGGUGUGUGUGCUUGGAGUUUAGUGUGCUUUUUUAACAUCUGUUUUAUUUACAUAUAUUUUUGUUAACAGAUUUAAUAUUUUUGCCCACAUUUCAGUCAUUAUUUCACAACUUUUGUACAAAACUUUUGUGACAACUGAAGCUUUUUAGCAAUACUCUUUGAUGAGCUUACUUUUUGUUCAUAACCCAUUUCUCUACCUGAAUUCAGUGCAUCUGUGACAAACACUGUUGUGAUUCACUUAGCUCCGCUUGUAAAUGACCAUGACAGCAACAUAGAAACUAAAAGCCACUAUUGCGGAUAGUUUCCUGGUACAAUUUGUUCUAAAAUAAUUAAUUUAAGCUGCUGUUUGGAUUUAAAAUCUUUAUCUUUGGAAGUUUGUCUGGAAAUUAUAUGAAUAAUUAACUUUUUAUAUGUUUCAGGUUGUCCUUUGAACAGCCUCAGUUUGGAGAAACCGUUUAGUGCUAACGGGAUUGAUAGUCUAAGAGCUAAUUUAAACAGGAACAAGCCCAAAUUGGAUGGAUAUUAUCCUAGAAUGACGCAGAUUAUAAAAAGUGCAAAAAAAUAAAAUCUCAAAAAGCUUGCAUGAUUAUUAGCAAGCCCAAAUGUUGAUUGCACCAGCUAGCUUAGCAUCUUCAGCGCAGCCUAAUAUUUUUACCAAAAUAACUAUAAACAAUAAUUAACCGUAAUAUCAGCGUUUACAAAAAUUGAUAUAAAACAUUUUUGUCGUUUUAAUAAGCUAGCAGACUACCCGUUAGCAUGUCAAUCAGAUCAAAACUAAAAUGUUUCUCCGAACUGAGGUAGUUAAAACGGCGACCUACAACCGUUGAGAUUAUUUGUUGAAAACGUUUCCCGCUGGGUUUUACUGAACAUUUUCAAAUCCAGUUCAGGAAGUUAGAUUUUCAACAUCGUUGGGUCCAGCUCUUCGGCAGCCGUGCAGAAUGCAUGUUUCUGCAUCAGAAAUGUGUUUUUUUUUCCAAGAAUGAUUUUAUUUGUGUGAAACUGUUAUUUGAUCUGUCUGCCACAAACAUACAGUUCUAGAUCUUCUAUGAGUGGUUUUAUAGUGUCGUUGGUUUUAUCUGUGGCCAUAAUGAAUGUAAUCCAUGCAAUAGAUCACUGAUGAUGUUUGCAAGAAAAGCACUACCAUGUUUAAAUAAAGGCCUACUGCACUGUUGUCCAA
Messenger RNA from Nothobranchius furzeri (turquoise killifish), 4610 nucleotides. It is a transcript of the gene gpr137c, whose product is annotated as G protein-coupled receptor 137c. Gene Ontology annotation, biological process: positive regulation of TORC1 signaling. The record is from RefSeq and is a predicted model, not a curated record. Gene Ontology annotation, cellular component: lysosomal membrane. Lineage: Eukaryota; Metazoa; Chordata; Actinopteri; Cyprinodontiformes; Nothobranchiidae.